Molecule: messenger RNA, 1020 nt
Organism: Diaporthe batatas
Lineage: Eukaryota; Fungi; Ascomycota; Sordariomycetes; Diaporthales; Diaporthaceae
Exons: 1
Coding region: 1-1020 (339 amino acids)
Source: RefSeq, a predicted model, not a curated record
AUGUCCCCACCGGCCUGGUCGAGGCUCCGCUCUAAGGAGUACACAUACGCACUCGUGGCCGUCGUCGUCGUUCUAUGCUAUUUCCUCUUCUGGAGAGGUAGCGGCGGCAUCCAUUCGGCGGCUGAUUUCCAGCAUCUCUUCCCGAUCGGAGACGACAUCGAGCCUCCCGUCGUCGAUGACUCCGGAGGCUUGUCUCUCAGUCCGCCGGUGGACGGGAGCGCCCCGGGCGGGACCAGCACCGGCGCCUCCUCGUCGUUUGAUAAGAUCAUGAACAACCAUGGGCAGCAACAGCAACAGCAGCAACAACAGGGCCCGCCGCAGCCGGCAGCCGACCGCCCCAUGGCCGUCAUCAUCGAGAGCAACAUGAUCCCGAGCCUGAUCCCAAUAAUGCUGCAUUUCGCGGCGGUGCUCGGGCCGGCGUGGGGAAUGGUUCUCUUCACGCUCAAGGAGAACUGGGUGGAGCCCCUGUCGGCGCCCUUCCAGCGACUGCAGGACGAGGGCCGCGUGGAGGUCAAGUUCCUCCCUGAAAAGACCAAGCUGUCCGACUCGGCGUCGGUGUCGCGGUUUCUCACGUCCCCGUGGGUGUGGGAGCAGCUGUCUGACGCGAAGCGCGUGCUGUUGUUCCAGAGCGACAGCAUCCUGUGCUCGCGGUCCGAGGAGAAGGUCGAGGACUACUUCAAGUAUGACCUUGUGGGGGCCCCCAUCGCGGAGCAGUACGGGCACGGCUUCAACGGCGGGCUGAGCGUGCGGAACCCGCGCGUGUUCCUCAACGUGACGCGCCACGUCGACUUUGCGACCUCGGGCCACGAGUUCGAAGACCAGUACUUCUACACCGAGCUCAAGAAGGCCGGUGCCGAGAUGCCCUCCGUCGAGGCGGCCAUGACCUUUGCCGUCGAGACCCUGUACUACGAGACGCCGCUGGGGUAUCACCAGCCGCAGAGGUGGCAGGCGGCUAAUAUGCCGAAUAUCGAGGAGUGGUGUCCAGAGGUCAAGAUGCUCAUCGGGCGGAGGGCGGGUUGA